CGUAAUUAUGGAUUAUAUACAUCACUGAACAAUUUUUUUUUGACUUAUUUGCGCUAUUGCUGGCUCUUUUUACAGUCUCAGAGUUCCUCCCUAAGCACUCAGACAAGUACAGAAAGAAAAAUGUUUGGAUCUCUGUUAUCCUUACUCUGCUUUCUUGUCAUGGCCCCGUCCAUGAAUUCCUGGUCUGCUGCUGCCGACGUGAUAACGUGUUCCGGGACGGUAACUAUGAGAUACCGGAGCGACAAGAUCUCGAUAACUGAUUUCGGAGGUGUGGGUGAUGGCCGUACAGUAAACACACUAGCGUUUCGGGCGGCGAUAUAUCGUAUAGAACAUCUCAGGAGGAGAGGUGGUACGCUUCUCUACAUACCUCCUGGCGUCUAUCUCACGGAGAGCUUUAACCUUACCAGCCACAUGACUCUGUACCUGGCUAAGGGUGCUGUAAUUAGGGCUACUCAGAACACAUGGAACUGGCCCUUAAUUGCUCCCUUACCAUCUUAUGGAAGAGGCAGAGAACUACCUGGCGGGAGGUAUUUAAGUUUUAUCCAUGCGGAUGGGGUUCGUGAUGUGGUAAUUACAGGUGAAAAUGGUACUAUUGAUGGCCAAGGUGAUGUUUGGUGGAAUAUGUGGAGGCAAAAAACUCUUCAGUUCACGAGACCAAAUCUCAUUGAGUUCAUGCAUUCGAGACACAUUAUCAUUACCAAUGUGAUCUUUCAAAACUCUCCCUUCUGGAACAUUCACCCUGUUUAUUGCAGCAAUGUUGUUAUUCGAAAUGUCACCAUUUUGGCUCCAUAUGAUUCUCCCAAUACAGAUGGAAUUGAUCCAGAUUCAAGCUCCAAUGUUUGUAUAGAGGACUCCUACAUUUCUACAGGGGAUGAUUUGGUAGCAGUGAAGAGUGGGUGGGAUGAGUAUGGUAUUGCAUUUGGACGACCUAGCUCUGAUAUCACCAUCCGGCGGAUCACAGGCUCAUCCCCAUUCGCCGGAAUUGCAAUAGGAAGUGAAAGCUCUGGUGGUGUGGAGAACGUCUUGGCUGAGAACAUAAACCUCUACAACAUGGGGAUUGGCAUCCAUGUGAAGACAAACACUGGUAGGGGAGGGGUGAUAAGAAACAUUACAGUGUCAGAUGUGUACAUGGAGAAUGCUCGGAUGGGAAUCAAGAUCUCAGGUAAUGUUGGCGACCACCCAGAUGACAAAUUCAAUCCGAAUGCUCUCCCAAUAGUCACUGGGAUCAGGAUCAACCAAGUGUGGGGCGUGAAGGUUCAGCAGCCGGGGUUAAUACAUGGCAUUAAGAACUCACCUUUUACUGGGAUAUGUCUCUCCAACAUCAGCCUUAAUGGCGUGGCUGGGCUAAGAACUACCCCAUGGCAGUGUUCUGAUGUAAGUGGGGGCGCCCAACGGGUGACUCCCUGGCCGUGCUCAGAACUGAUCAGCACCGAUGGUGGUGGUUCUUGUGCAAUCCCUUUCUGAGGUUUGUCUGACUCGCCAAAUAUUCUGGUGGUCCUGAAUGGCGAU
This is a messenger RNA of Telopea speciosissima, 1509 nucleotides long. RefSeq names its product probable polygalacturonase. The record is from RefSeq and is a predicted model, not a curated record. The transcript has 5 exons. Gene Ontology annotation, molecular function: polygalacturonase activity. Bases 121 to 1464 code for a protein of 447 amino acids. Lineage: Eukaryota; Viridiplantae; Streptophyta; Magnoliopsida; Proteales; Proteaceae. Gene Ontology annotation, biological process: carbohydrate metabolic process.